Molecule: messenger RNA, 1035 nt
Organism: Sclerotinia borealis F-4128
Lineage: Eukaryota; Fungi; Ascomycota; Leotiomycetes; Helotiales; Sclerotiniaceae
Source: the annotation of a GenBank genome assembly
AUGUUACCUCCGGUCGAGGAAUCGGUUUUGCAGAGCUACCCUAGGUUCGCAGAUCUAUAUAAGAAACUUGCGACUGAUAUUCUUAAUCCGAAUGGUUCUACCAAAAAUCAUCCUGCGCAAAAAGAGCGGGAUGCUGUUUCUGCGGCAUUAAAGACCACCAGAAUAGAGGCCGCGAAAUCGCAGAUCUUAAUAUCCUCUCUAUCCUCCCUCGAUCUCUCACCACCCCCUCCCAUCCCCGCCAAACCACGAACCCGCACCUCGCAAGCCGCGCCCUCCAGAAAAGCCGUCGAGCUGCCAGACGAGCUAGUCCAACUCAUCAUCCUACUUACCGCCAAACUCUCACUACCAUCAAGCUCCAUAUCCCAAACAAAGACCACCCUCCUAGAAUCCACCCCUACAUACCAUUCUCUGCCCACGCACCUCCCCCAGCUCUGCACGCUGCUUAGCACGCACCUCCACAACACCGCACUCUCCCUCUCGCGCAUCCUAUCCCCCACCACCAACUCCUCCUUCCUGCACCGCCAAAUCCCCACUCUACUUUCCACCACCAACUCCCUACAAACCUCGCUGCUCAGCCAAUCCCACACCCUCUCUCUCUCCCGCAUCACCAUAAUAAACACCACCACCCAACUCCUCAAAUCCUACCACCACGCCACCACCCUCAUAAUCCAACUCCUCGAGCGCUCCAAACACGGCCCCCUAACCCGGCACACCACCACGAAAAUCACACACCUCUCCCUCCAAUCCCGCAGCAUCUUGCACGAACUCCAACUUAAAUACCUACAAGGCGAGAAAAUCAUCUACGACGAACGAGCAAUGGAUGCGCUACAGAAUUACAUGAGGGAAUUGCGUGGGGGGAGAGAGAGGUUAAAGGAGAGGGUGAAGUUGAAGGAGAGAGAUUUAUGGGGGUAUGGGGUGGGCAGGGAAGAUGAUCGGAAGGAGAGGCAGAUGAGGGAGAUUGCGAGGGUGUUUGGAGAGUUGAAACAGGAGGUGGGGGAGGUGAGGAGGGAUGUGGAAAGGUUGAUGGAAAGUUGA